Molecule: messenger RNA, 957 nt
Organism: Amaranthus tricolor (Joseph's coat)
Lineage: Eukaryota; Viridiplantae; Streptophyta; Magnoliopsida; Caryophyllales; Amaranthaceae
Product: probable WRKY transcription factor 62
Exons: 3
Coding region: 1-957 (318 amino acids)
Biological process (GO): regulation of DNA-templated transcription
Molecular function (GO): sequence-specific DNA binding; DNA-binding transcription factor activity
Source: RefSeq, a predicted model, not a curated record
AUGGAUAAUGAUAAGAAGGUUAUUUUGGAGGAAGAAUUGAAAAAAGGAUGGGAAGCAGCAACUCAACUUCGCAGCUUAAUUCCUUCACAAUCACAACUAACAAUGAAUGGUAGAUCAUUAUCAAAUCAUGAUGAUGAUCAAUUCAAUUUCAAUGAUCAAACAAACAUGGCUUCAAUGCAUAAUCAUACAUUCACAAUUCUUUCAUCACUUGAAACUUCUCUAUCCAUCAUCAAUGAUAUGGUUCGAUCCUUCCACUUUCAAGCUUCAUCUUCUAAGGAAACUUCUCCUAACAAUAGGAGACGCGUGCUUGAAUGCCCUAAUGUUGAACCUGAUGGCUACACAUGGAGAAAGUACGGACAAAAAGUAAUUCAAAAGACAAUGUAUCCUAGGGAAUACUUCAGGUGCAUAUACAAAGAAGAUCAGAAUUGCCAAGCAACUAAACAUGUCCAAAAGAUAUCCAAUAAUCCUACAAAUUAUAGGAUCACUUACUAUGCAGAACAUACAUGCCAACCCACUCAAACAAACAAUACAAAUAUUGCUUACUAUAAUGUGUUAAAUGUUCAUGAAAAUGAUCAUUUUACCAAUUACAUGAACUUUAAGUCACCAAACCCAUUGAUAUCCACCCCAAAAGAAGCUCUUAACAAUUAUUAUACACCUUCAAUUUCCACCACCAAUAAUCCUCCUCUUUCUCCGUCGGAGUCUCUUAAUCCAAUACCAACAACGACAACAACAACAAUAACAACAACAACAACUAAUAAUGUUCCAUCAGUUGAUAUUGCAACAUAUAUACACCAGGAUCCAAAUGUAGUAUUUUCUCCAAAUAUAUUCAUAAGCCCCAACGACUACAUGGGUACCCUAAAUAUUGAGUCAACUAUUGACUAUAGUUACUUGGCUUAUGAACAUUUGGAUACUAUUAAUGAUUUGGAAGACCUUAAUUCCUUUUGGGAUACGAUAUAA